Neltuma alba is the source of this 1807-nucleotide messenger RNA. RefSeq names its product probable protein S-acyltransferase 5. The transcript has 5 exons. Gene Ontology annotation, biological process: protein targeting to membrane; peptidyl-L-cysteine S-palmitoylation. Bases 349 to 1668 code for a protein of 439 amino acids. Gene Ontology annotation, molecular function: protein-cysteine S-palmitoyltransferase activity. The record is from RefSeq and is a predicted model, not a curated record. Lineage: Eukaryota; Viridiplantae; Streptophyta; Magnoliopsida; Fabales; Fabaceae. Gene Ontology annotation, cellular component: Golgi apparatus; endoplasmic reticulum.
CCGCCGUCAGGCAUGGAUGAUAAUUGCGCCCUUAAUCUUUUCUGCCACUUAAGUUUCUGACAGCAUUGACCGGCCAUUAAACGGUGGUGUCACUAGCCAAUUCCGGCGAAGCCGCAUCAAACCAAACAUCCCCAUCUCCUGAGGAGUGAGAGCCAGAUAUCAAAGUCAAACUUCGAUUAAAAAAGGAACCGCGUCAUCUCUAUUUUAUUUUGAUUUAUAUAAUUAUUCUUGUAAGAUUAUUUUCCAAUUUAAAAAAAGCCGCCUUCCCUCUAUUGACCUUCCGUUUAAUUCCACUGCCUUCCGGUUCCGUUGUGUGAUUUUCGUUUUCAUUGUAGUUUUGGGCCCAUAAUGAUGCCAGCAGUGCAGCCUCCACCACCUGUGCCGGUGUUUUCGGACUCCUCCGCCGCCGGAAUCACUGAUGGCUCUCCGAUGACCAGAACUUACCGCGCCUGGAAGGGCAGUAACGUAUUUUUUCUUCAGGGGAGGCUUAUAUUUGGACCUGAUGUAAAAUCUAUAUUUUUAACAGUAUUCCUCAUUGUUGCCCCGGUUGCUGCUUUCUGUGCUUUUGUGGCCAGAAAACUGUUAGAUGAUUUUCCUCAUCAAUCAGGAUGGUCAAUAAUGGUCAUAGUUAUUGCCCUUACCGUGUUCGUUCUGAUCGUCCUUCUGCUGACCUCAGGAAGAGACCCUGGCAUAGUACCCCGUAAUGCUCAUCCUCCAGAGCCAGACGAUGAUUAUGGGAGUUCUAGAAUUGACAGCGGACAAAUUCCCCGGCUACGUUUACCACGGACAAAGGAUGUAAUUGUCAAUGGCAUAACCUUAAAGAUCAAAUAUUGCGAUACCUGCAAGCUAUAUAGGCCUCCCCGCUGCUCUCAUUGUUCGGUCUGUGAUAAUUGUGUGGAGCGAUUUGAUCAUCACUGCCCUUGGGUGGGUCAGUGUAUUGGAUUGCGAAAUUACAGGUUCUACUUCAUGUUUGUCUCCUCUGCAACUUUGCUCUGCUUAUAUAUACAUGGCUUUUGCUGGGUAUACAUCAGGAGGAUCAUGGAUUCUGAAGGGAUUUCAAUCUGGAAAGCAAUGAUCAAAACUCCUGCUUCUAUAGCGCUAAUAAUCUACUCGUUCAUCUGUGUCUGGUUCGUUGGUGGCCUUACUGCUUUCCAUACGUAUCUCAUCAGCACAAACGAGUCCACAUAUGAAAAUUUCAGAUACCGUUAUGAUCGUCAGCAGGUCAACCCAUUUAACAAAGGAAUACUUAAGAACUUCAAAGAAAUAUUCUGCUCUAGCAUUCCGCCAUCUAAGAACAAUUUCAGGUCCAAGGUUCCAAAGGACCCAUCAUCACCUUCGUCAAGAGUUGGUGACGGACCUGUUGGCCCCAUGAUGAGAAAAACCAUGGGUGACUUGGAAUUAGGGACCGGGAAAGCCUACAGUGAGGCCGAUGAGGAGGGAAGCGAUUAUAAAGGUGGGUUUAGUAACAGUGAGGAACUUAGCAAGGGUGGUGAAUUGGCUGAUUCUUCCCUGGAUUUGGGCAUAACUAUUCCCAAACAAGAUGUGGAGGUACAUGAUGCUUCAUAUAUAAUGCAUUCUCACUGGGAAAGAAGAAGCAGAAUGGGGGACAUUGGUCCUGAAGUUCUUGAUGGACCUCAAGCUGGUGAAUUAACAAAGACGGCUUCAUAGAGUCAGAAAAUUUACACAUGUAAAUACUUUUAUAAAAAGGUCCGACUUUGCACAGUCUACUUACAAGCUACAUUCAAUCCGUCAAUCAAUCAAAGGUUUCUUAUCUUCUUUAUUUAUAAAAAUGUUUCCUUUUUUUUUU